Messenger RNA from Cyclocybe aegerita, 1206 nucleotides. The record is from the annotation of a GenBank genome assembly. Lineage: Eukaryota; Fungi; Basidiomycota; Agaricomycetes; Agaricales; Hemipholiotaceae.
UAUGCCCACGUCUGACGCAAAGGCUGCCGAAUUCGCGCGGCUUUUCAACCUGUUCGACCGCCUCGCGUCCCGACGCGCUCGCACGACUACGGCCUCGACCAAUGACAACAACACGACGGAUAAUGAACGCGACGAGAGACAACGUCUCCUGCCCUUCCCAGACGACUUCAGCCCCGUCCUCAAGAAUCUCUCCACCAUCGCCGCCGCCGGGGUGCGCAAGCCACGCCUCGAGUACACUCGCCACCCGCGGCGCAACACGGUGGCAUCCAUCUCCGGCUCGCGACACGCGAGCGAUAUGAGCGCCGCCUCUGCGUCGGGCGAGAGUGCCGUCUCAGACAUCGAGGGCGGCAGCGACGUCGACGAGGAGUCGCUCGCGCAGUUCCCGCUUGCCGACGAAAAGAAUUACCCAUUCACAUUCAAGCACAUGGUGCACAAGCUAUACCCCAAGGACGACUGGGCGCGUGCGGUCAAGGAGCUGCUCGAGAAGUCGAAGAAUGAGUUCAAGCCGCUUGCAGAGCAGCGUGAGGCGGAGGCGAAGGGGUCCGCUGAGAAGGAGAAUGAUGAAAAUGGAGGAAGAGGCGUAGAGGAAGAGGAAGGUGUUAUGCGCUUCAAGGUUCCGACGAGCCCUGGAGCCGGCAGGCGAGGCAGCGUCUUCGGAGGAACACGCCAGCGCAGCCAGUCCAUUAUUGGUGGUACUUCGAGGGCAAUUAGCCCUCUGCCCACCCGCUCUCCAGGUAGCGGCCUCCAGCCCGAGGUCCGGGCACUUAAGAAACGCUGUGUCGGUCGUCGUUCAUCGAUGAGCGGGCCGCUGAACGCGUUCGGCGAGACUGGCACUAGUCCUGCAGGCACCAUCGGCGGCGGCUGGGUCUACGCAGCCGCCAUCUCCUCCGCCGAACACCCCACUGCAGCGACCUUCUCCACGUUCCCACCUGCCCCACCCCCGUCGCCCACGACGGAGACCAGCUUCGAGAAGUACGGCGCGUUAGGCGGUGUUGGGAAGCCCAACUUGCCCAGCACGCUCCAGGGGCGUGGGGGUGUGAAGCGUCGUGUUAGUGCGGGAAACCCUGGGACGAUGGUCCCGCUUCAGAUGUUGGCAAGCAGGAACGUGAAUGUAGAGAGGCAGAUCGUCCGGAAGAGGGCGAUGACGGUCGACACAACGGAGGAAGGCAGCCAGGAGGAUCAGGCGAAGAUGAAGCGCGCCGUCUA